AUGUAUAAUUAUAAUUUUGUGGGCAUUAUAUUUUUGUGCGCACCAAGGGGUUUAUACAAAGGUAUGGGCGCCCCACUCGCUACGGUUGCAGCCUUCAAUGCUGUGAAUCAGCAGUUUGUUUGUGGAGCUGGAGCUGGUGUUGCUGUUUCCUUUCUUGCUUGCCCAACUGAAUUAAUCAAAUGCAGGUUGCAAGCACAAAGUGCACUUGCUGGCACUGGAACUGCAGCUGUGGCCAGGCAAGUUCUCCGGUCAGAGGGGGGUAUGAGAGGUCUUUUCAAAGGCUUGGUUCCCACAAUGGCACGUGAGAUACCUGGAAAUGCAAUAAUGUUUGGCAUAUAUGAAGCAUUAAAGCAACGGUUUGCAGGUGGCACCGAUACCUCUGGUCUAAGUAGAGGUUCUCUGAUUGUUGCCAGAUGCUUGGCUGGAGGUUCUUUCUGGUUCCUUGUUUACCCAACCGAUGUUAUUAAAAGUGUGCUUCAAGUAGAUGAUUAUAAGAAUCCUAAGUUUUCGGGUUCAUUUGAUGCUUUCAGAAAGAUUAUGGCUUCUGAGGGAUUCAAAGGCCUAUAUAAAGGUUUUGGUCCUGCAAUGGGCAGAAGUGUUCCUGCAAAUGCAGCAUGCUUCUUAGCAUAUGAGAUGACAAGACCAGCUUUAGGAUGAAUAAUUCUUAUGGUAAAGCUUAUUAUCAAAUUGUCAUGUUUUUUUUUCUUCUUUUGUUCCCAAAACUUUUUUCACUACAUUAAUUAC
Messenger RNA from Trifolium pratense (red clover), 744 nucleotides. Its product is annotated as mitochondrial carnitine/acylcarnitine carrier-like protein. The transcript has 2 exons. Lineage: Eukaryota; Viridiplantae; Streptophyta; Magnoliopsida; Fabales; Fabaceae. The record is from RefSeq and is a predicted model, not a curated record. Gene Ontology annotation, molecular function: L-ornithine transmembrane transporter activity. Gene Ontology annotation, biological process: mitochondrial L-ornithine transmembrane transport. Bases 1 to 657 code for a protein of 218 amino acids.